Clarias gariepinus (North African catfish) is the source of this 340-nucleotide messenger RNA. Its product is annotated as putative threonylcarbamoyl-AMP synthase. Gene Ontology annotation, molecular function: tRNA binding; nucleotidyltransferase activity; double-stranded RNA binding. The coding region runs from base 38 to 340 and encodes 100 amino acids. Gene Ontology annotation, cellular component: cytoplasm. The record is from RefSeq and is a predicted model, not a curated record. Lineage: Eukaryota; Metazoa; Chordata; Actinopteri; Siluriformes; Clariidae. Gene Ontology annotation, biological process: regulation of translational fidelity. The transcript is spliced from 3 exons.
GGCUGCAUACGAUCGUGUGGGGACCAAGGACAGCAUAAUGAUUCGUGUCCCUGACCACACAGUCACUGCCCAUCUGUGUGACAUCACUGGGCCUUUGGCUAUCACAUCUGCAAAUCCAAGUGGUGAACCUGACAGCACACAUCAUGACAUGGUUAUUAAGCGCCUUGGACACAAGAUCCAAGGAGUACUGUGUGAUGGGCAGUCCAAUGAGCUGGUAGGCUCAACUGUGGUCAACUGCCUGAAAAUUGAUGAAGGUACCAUACAUUUCCUGCGAGAAGGUUGUGUCCCUGCAACAAAGGUGCAGCAAAUUUUUGAGAGGGUGAAAAACAGCAUGUUAUGA